Molecule: messenger RNA, 765 nt
Organism: Adineta ricciae
Lineage: Eukaryota; Metazoa; Rotifera; Eurotatoria; Adinetida; Adinetidae
Source: the annotation of a GenBank genome assembly
AUGCUAUUGAUCGCUAAUUCUUGUUUAGCAGAACUUCUAUUCGGCAGUGAUUUGUUCGGUAUGGCUCUGUUUACCCUAAAAAAUGAUCUUGAACGGAGAGAGUCAGAACACAUAAUAUGCAUUGUACAAGGUUACAUCAGUUAUGUUGGUUAUUCUUUACAGAAUUAUUGCUUUUUACUGCAAGCAUUCUAUCGGUUCAUGAUCGUGAUCCAUCCAACACAUUUGUACUAUCAAACAGCCAAAUUUCAACUGAUUCUCAUCUUUACUGUAUGGAUAUUUUCUUUUUCUUAUGCCAUUCCAAUUCUCUAUACCGGUCAGCUUAAAUAUAAUGUUGCCAAUCAAAUAUGUCAAAUGCCUCUUGGAUUUUCGUUCUAUGGAGUUUAUACAGCUUUGUGUAUUUAUGGUAUUCCCAUGUCGUUGAUUAUGGGUGCUUACACGAAAGUCGUUCAAUACGUAAGAAAACUAAACAAGCAAGUAUCAUCAACCAAUCUUGUGUAUCGUGCAGAGCGGGAAUUGAAAAUGAUCCGACGCAUCGUUAUUAUUGUGUUGAUUAUAAUAGGCAUUGGUUUUCCCUAUGCCGUGUUCAGUUUUAUGGCGUUUUUUGUUGAUCCUCCUGAGUACUAUCUUCGCAUUGCUUUUGCUUGUGUUGACAUGUCAUUGCCAACGAUGAUGAUUACUCUCCUCCUGUUCACAGAACCACUCAAAGUGGCCAUACUGAAAAGAUUACAUGUCAAAACGAAUCUAAUCACGGCCGUAGCGAGUUAA